CAAAUAUGGUUGGAGAUGUCAAUAAUCAAUGCCCGUCAAGAUGAGUAAAGAUAAAUUUAACAUUGAGGAUGCAUUUGAAUCAGACGAAGAUGAAAAGAUUCGAGUUUAUGGUUCAACAAAGCAAACGCCAAUUAAAGCUCCGAAAAGCCGAGAAAAAAUAAGCUCAACGUCCGAUGAAAUACCCUUGACAGAGUGCCAGUAUGAUGGGCAGGGCUACAGUGAGCAACAGCUGAUGGGAAGCAGCCAAAAGCAAGGUCAUCCGCUGGUGGGGGCACCUGUUAUCACUGAUCCCAGUGGCUGGUCAGGGGAGACUGUUAUAGCCUCCAGUUCUGCCAAGGAACCACGCUGGUGGAGACAUCCUAAGAUCAAAGAGAACUACAAGACAGUAUGUGGGGCGGUAUCCCUGACUGUUGUGGGAGCAGCCCUGUUUUUGGUUGGUGUUGGUAUAGUGGCUUCUAAUGAUAGAGGUCUUCACUGCUUAGUAUUCUUUAUUGGAGGAGUGUUGUGUCUUAUUCCAGGAGUUUACCAUGUCGUGUACAUUAUUCUAGCAAUAAAUGGAGUUGGUGGGUAUAAUUUAUAUAACCUUCCCGUGUUUAAUACAUAGUAAACAUCUCACACCACCCAGAAUGGAGAAAUCCUUCAGGACAGUAGACAGGAUGAUCGGUAUGGAAGGUUAAAAUGUGUACAAUAUGUAGAUUGUGUAAAAUUAUAUAGAAAAAAAUGUGUUCACUUUAAACUGCAAUAUUGUAUUUAUUUUCUAACUUUAAAAUGGGUGUAUAUUUAAUUUUUGAGAAUAAGUUUGGAAUUUCUUUGUUAUCAUGUCAGUUUUUACAUUUUUAUUUGAAUAUUAUUAUUAUUUGAUCACAAUAUAUUACAAUUAAGUAUACUUAUAGUGAAGUAAAAGAGAUGAACAAUUUUGCUACACACUAUUCGAUCAUUAUAUGCAUUAAAUUCACAAUACAUUUUAAAACCAUGGGCAAGGAAAAUCACUGCUAUAAGAGUAUUAUAAAUUGAUUAUAAGGUGUUCACUAUAAGGGCAUUUUACUGCAUUACUAGUAUUCAUACUAUUUCAUAUGCACAUACAUACAUCACUGUAUUAUACUGACAAACAUACCAAAAUGUUAAGGUCAGACGAGACGUUCCUCAAAAUCUGUUUUGUACAUCUUCGUGAUGUAUGAAAAAUAUUCAAAAUUUUAAUAACAUUCUGAUUUCUAAACCAGUUUCUAAACGUUUUUAAAACAUCCAAAUACUUAAACAUUUGAAAUUGAAAAAUUAUUUUUCUUCCCCAAAGGAUUAUAUAAGAAAAACUACCCCUGGUAUUUUGCAGAAAUGCCUGGUAAGGUACCUCAAUUUUUUGUGAGUAAACAUGUUUAAGUAGCAAUACUUCAAUGACAAACUCCUAGAAAAAAUUAUCUAUUAUUAAGGAACGUCUCGUCUGUCCUUAAUACUAGUGUAUUUUUUGUAAGAAAUUAUUCAUUUAAGCACAGAGUUUUUUUUGAAAAGGAUAUUAACACAGAGAUCAGUGAAGGUCUUUGUGAGAAAUGUAUCUGUGUGGAUUGUUUACAAGAUUGAGACAUACGUGUACAGGACAUUUUUAUUGUUCAUGAAAACAUUUUUUUACUUUGUAAGACCAUUUAGACACCAAUUUUGUUAUUUACGUCAUGUUCAUUCAAUAUACCUGCUUGUAUAGAUAUUACAUUGUUCUAUAGACUCGUGAUGGCCAUUGUCUGUUUUGAAAUGAUUUUUUUUAAUUUCAAAAUGCAUUAUGUAAUUGUUGAAAUUUCACAUCCAGAAAUACAAUAUUUGAUAGAAAAAAAAUACCCACAAGCAAUUGCAGCACAUCAAGAUGCAAGGUACAUUUAGAUGUUUGCCACUGUGGAAGAAUAUCACUGCAGAAUUUACUUCAGUUUAGCUUUAACUGAGCGGCAUUUUGAAUAAUAUUGUACAUGUAUUUGCAAUGUUAUAUUUGUAUUGUUAUGAGGUGACAUAAUUUUUUCCAAAUCUGCUGACAGCCCUUUUGUUUUUCUUGUGUCUUUUGGUCUUCUUUGCAGAUAAUCGUAAAAUGGUUUUUAAACAUUCUUUAUGAAACUAGAAUGAAGGAAGAAUUCAGCAUAUUUUUUUAAGUUUGUUUUUGUUAUACUCACAUUCAUAAUCAGCUUCAUGACUGAAUUGCAUUUGUUAUUUUAUUUUUUUUUUUUUUUUGAAGGUUGUGAAUAUUUCAAACAUGGACAGAUAUACUGGGUUGUCAAAGUAUCAGAUUCUCAUAAUAGAGGGGAUUUUUACAAAUCAGAUUGUAUCACAAUUUAUCACUAUAAGUAUUUCAGUAUUUCAUAUGGUUUAAAUUUUUAAUAUUAAAAAAAUACACUAGUUAACUUAAUAACUUUUAGAAAUGGUUAGAUUGAUGCCAAAAUAUAGGUUAGAUACAUCGAAUUCUGUCUAGCUUAUUAUAUUGAUGAUAAACUUAGACUAAACUUACAAGUAGUGACUGUCAUAAAACAUAAAUGAACUUGGAUGAAAUUUUACAGUUUGAACAAAUUUUAAUUCUGGUAUCUACCUAUUACACAUUAAACCUAAAAAGAAUAGCUUUUCCAGUUUAAUUAGCCAUUAUCAAAAUUGAAGUCAUUUUAAUCUGUGUGCAUUUGGAAUUAGUUCCUGUAGGAUUGGCAGCGUGUAUGUUAUAUUAUUGACCACUAUAGUGCUUGUGAUGUCCAUUAAUUUAGUUAAAAUAGUACGUUGUCAUGAUUUAUUAUUUUGUAUUGAAAUCACAUUCUCCACAGUAAAUUAUAGUUGUGUGUAUAUAGAGCGAAGGUUGUAUGAAAUUCUCUGUGUUAUUUAAUGUAUGUAUUUAUUAACUGUUUUUACACUACUUUGUUUAGUUCCCAUGACAUCAGAUAUUUCGUGUACAUCUGUGAUAUCUCUCACUUUGUUUUGAAACCAGUGGAUUAUUGUACCCAUUGAAAAAAAAGUUCUGUCAAAACAAUUAUAGGUUAUAAAAUAAAUGAACAAAAACGAA
Messenger RNA from Saccostrea cuccullata (small rock oyster), 3013 nucleotides. RefSeq names its product transmembrane protein 134-like. The transcript has 7 exons. The record is from RefSeq and is a predicted model, not a curated record. NCBI's taxonomy places the organism in Eukaryota, Metazoa, Mollusca, Bivalvia, Ostreida, Ostreidae. Bases 29 to 604 code for a protein of 191 amino acids.